Molecule: messenger RNA, 1022 nt
Organism: Magallana angulata
Lineage: Eukaryota; Metazoa; Mollusca; Bivalvia; Ostreida; Ostreidae
Exons: 1
Coding region: 101-685 (194 amino acids)
Source: RefSeq, a predicted model, not a curated record
GUAAACGUUUGUCCGCAAAACUUUAAUCAGACAGCAAAACUUCAAUAGUUAAAGUGCCUCAACAAAGCUAGGAAGAUAUUAUCCACCUUGAAUCCAAAACAUGCAUGUUGCAGUGUGUUUCCGUGCAUUUCUUUUAAUAACUCUUUACGGAUCUGGUUCGUCCUCUUUGGAAUGGACUUUACAAUCUUUUCUGGGGCACUCACAUAACCUAUAUUGUGACGACCUGACCACUAACAUCACGGCACCGGAGAUCGGCCAUUGGAUCCUUCCAUCCGGGAUACCUGCAGAGGCGGAUGGUCGCCAUUAUGAAAUUGUCACCAAAUUCAACAUCCGCGGCUACAUCCUGCAGGUUACUAACAUCACACGGGAAAUGAGCGGUGUUUACAUUUGCGAAAUCCGGCGAGCAGACGGUACCACGCGAACACGAGUUUUGCGCGGUUUGAAUCUGUCUGGACCAAAAUUCCACCACUGGUUGGACAAGUACACCAAUAAUUUCAUACGAGGUGCCGUUGCUGCAGCGUGUUUGUUGGUCCCAAUGCUGUCCGUGUGCUUCGUUCAAAAGUAUCGCUAUAGAACAGAGGAAGAACUGGUUAAUAGCAACGGCUCCCAAACGUCAGCAGCCUAUAGAAACGAAGCUUUUGAUGACAUUGAAAAGAAAUCUGACAUUAUUGAUACUAGAAUGUAAUGUCCUUUUCAAUGCAAUUUUAAAGUGCCGUGCUAUGAAAAUGCAUUAAAUGUAUAUUAUAAAAUGAAAUGCAAAUUUAAAACUGCGAUAUUUCUUAAAUAUUAGGUAAUUUCAUAUCUGAGAUUCUUUUGUUUUUUUUUUGGGGGGGGGGGUGUAGAAUGGGAUAUGUUAUUGUUUUUACCAUUUUGUUUUGUAAUGCAGUACAAACUACUUCUGAUCUAUUUAAAAUAUUUUUAAUUUUAUUUUGAUCUCGGUGCAUUUCAGUCGAAAUGGGUUUUUUCCCCUUUAUUGUUACAACUGUUCGGUUUCUCUAACGAAAUAAAUUGCAUGAAUAACA